Messenger RNA from Glarea lozoyensis ATCC 20868, 1638 nucleotides. Its product is annotated as JAB1/MPN. Gene Ontology annotation, cellular component: endosome; membrane. Gene Ontology annotation, molecular function: protein binding; metal-dependent deubiquitinase activity; K63-linked deubiquitinase activity. The transcript is spliced from 3 exons. The record is from RefSeq and is a predicted model, not a curated record. NCBI's taxonomy places the organism in Eukaryota, Fungi, Ascomycota, Leotiomycetes, Helotiales, Helotiaceae. Gene Ontology annotation, biological process: protein K63-linked deubiquitination. Bases 1 to 1638 code for a protein of 545 amino acids.
AUGGCGGCGUCUCCUUUACAGGCGUCUCAUCCGAUGAGCGCCAAAGAGAUCUCGCUCAAGGCUGCCGACUUCCAAUUCAACCCCUUCAUUGCCUUGAGAUAUUGGCUGCGAACGGCCGACACGCUGCUCCGCGAGGCCCAUAUCUACGAACGAGAACACAAUGACCCCCAAGCAUAUCUGCUGCUGAUGCGCUAUGCGAACCUCGUCGCGGAGAAGUUCCCAGAGCACCCCGCCGCUCGUCUGCCGGAAAACCGCCAGGCGAUGAAAGCAGCUCAGAGGACCCUGCUAGAGGUUCUAGACCGACUAGAAGUGCUGAAGCCUCGCAUCGAUAUGCGCUAUCGUUCGUGGCAGAAGACGCUGGAAAGGAGGAAAGAGGCUGCUGCUGCGUUGGAAGGUGAACGGCCGCCGUCUCGGUCUCGAUUGGAGUACGCUGCGUCGGACCCUGCAGUCGCUGGCAACAGCAUGACUCUGGCUGCAGCAGAGAAUAGCGAGCUGGCAGUGAAGAUGGCACAUAUGGAAAUUAGAAGGCGCGAUGCUGCACGUCGAGCUUCGCGACACACGGGCGUUUCUGAGGAGGACGAGCAGGAGAGGCGAACGGCCGGUUUAUGGGAUGACUGGGAAGCGGCACUAUCCCAAGAUGGCCAGCGCUCUUUGCGCCGUGAUGAUCAGAUGCAAUUGAAUAUGGAAGCGUCUCGGAGGAGGCUCGAUGGCUCUCAUGACAUUCUACCUGAGGGACUCAACACACGACCAUCCAAAGCGCCCCCUCGCACUGCCAGGCCAGAUCAGAGAUCCGUUGAUAGGAAUGAUCGGCAAAGAAAUGGUCAUAGCGAGUAUCGUUAUCCCUCUAUUGCAAAGUCGCAACCAUUUACAUAUGAUGAGGAUUCUUACAACACCAGAGCUCGUUCCAAUUCUCCAAGACGGGUCCUUUUACCCCCUAAGCCACCAAAAGAAAAGCUGGAAAGUUCAGGUUCCUCAAUUCAACCACCUCGAAAACCAAACAAAUCGCUAGCUGAAUCUGUGGAUUCGCCAGGGGUAUCAGCCUCUACCGAUCCUUCCUCGUUCACAUUUAGACCAUCCGCGUACCUGGAGAACGGCAAUCCCCUUCGAACGGUUUUUCUACCGCCAACUCUUCGUAGUGAGUUCCUUGCUCAUGCCGCGCCAAACACACGAAGAAACUUGGAGACCUGUGGUAUGUUGUGCGGGACUUUGAUCUCUAAUGCACUUUUCAUAUCAAAGGUUGUGAUUCCAGAGCAAGAAAGUACCAGUGACACCUGCGACACCAUCAACGAGAGUGCCUUUUUUGAUUACUGUGCCGCUGAAGAUCUCAUGGUGUUGGGCUGGAUUCAUACUCAUCCUACGCAGACCUGCUUCUUGAGUAGUCGAGAUCUGCAUACGCAUAGUGGAUAUCAGAUUAUGAUGCCAGAAAGUAUUGCGAUCGUGUGCGCUCCAAGUAAAAAUCCAUCAUGGGGUGUUUUCCGUCUGACUGACCCACCUGGCAUGCAAUCCGUUUUAAACUGUCGUAAAACAGGCCUCUUUCAUCCUCACGAUGAAGCCAAUGUUUACACGGAUGCUCUCCGACCUGGACACGUCUGUGAAGCCGAGGGCAUGGAGUUUAGUGUAGUUGACUUGAGACCUUGA